AUGGACAAUUACAAAGAUGGCAAUGCUGCACCCGCCAACAGCCAGAAAUUUACCAUGAGCGAGGAGGCUCUGAAUACAGAGCGCCAUUCGUUAACGAGGUCGACUAAACAAUUGCGAUAUCAUGGAAUACAGUUUGUUAGUGCUGGUAACAUGGCACCAGAUGAUCCAAUAUCUCUAAGCAAGUCUCAAGAUUCACAACCUCACCAUAUGGAGGAGUCCCCAAGGCUGGAUCGGUCUCCGGGCAAUUCCGCGCCUUUUAAUAUGGGGGGAUUAAAGCCAGCCCUCGAAGAAAAUAUUUCGGCUCACCAAGGACAUGUUAUCGCUGCGUCUUCCUCCGAUUCCGAUGAUGAGGUAGUUUUCAAAGGAAGAAAACAUGUAUCCACAUUUAAUCAUUGGCAUGGAGAAACGGAAAUGGAUCGCGCCACUCCUUGUGAUAACUUUCAAAAAGAGUCCCAACUUCAAACAUACAAUGAGGUCAGCACUACAAGUCGAGAAUUGACACCCAAUUCAUUUGAAAACAUAAAUCUUGAAGGAUUUCGGGAUCGCCAGGACCAUCUCGCAAUUGCUACCGACUAUGAGGAUAUAAAUAUAUCUGAUGCCGCAAUAGCAGAUUAUAUUGCGCAUAUAGAUGAGUCUGACUCGGCGGAUGGGGAAUGCUCUUCAGGCACAAAACACAAGACAGCGAGUCCGGUGCCCAUCCACAAUCUUUCGUUCGAUAAGAUUUCCUCCAGCCAUGUCCAUGGCUCCUCCACGCCUGGUUUUGAGGACCUAGAUCCUGGUAGCGCGAAUGUUGAUGGGCCAAAUGAUGAUGAUGAUGAUGAUGACGAUGACGAUGACGAUGAUGGUGAUGAUAAUGAAAUUGAGGAAAAGUCUCCUUUGCCUUCAACAGGCCGCUUUGCACAACAACGUCGGAUCUCAAAGCUAUUAUCCAUGUCUACUUUAGCCCUUGAUGUAGAGUCGUAUGGGGCAUUUGACAUUAUGGAUUUCGAGCGACCAAGUUUGAAAAAGUCUAAAGCCAACCGCAGACAACCGCCGCCAACUUUUGACUUGUCAGAUAGCGACCUUGAAUUGGAGCUGCAUCUGUCGUGGGAGAAUGAUCGGAAAAAGAAGAAGAAGGCAAAAAAGCACCGAGAGGAGUUACGUGCCCAAGGGUUACUUGGUGGUAAGCCAGGCCAGGUGAAUUUAAAUGCUAAAUAUUCGAAUGGGAUCGACUUCGAUGACAUUCGGCAGGAGAUUCGCGUUUUUUUGUUGUCCCAGACUCAGGUACUGGCACUUCCGCCGAUGGAUAAGAAAACCCGUAAAGUCGUCCACGAAUUGGCAAAUAUAUUGUCGUUGAAGUCACAAUCCAGAGGACAUGGAAGAUCUCGUUUUCCUAUACUAACUAAAACUGCGCGGACGCGCAGUUUCGACACCGAGUCCAUUGGCAAGAUUGAAGCUCUGUUUGGCUCUGCAUCAACUGUACAGCAUAUGGGUAAAAGCCACCGGGGCCGAGGGAACGGCAUUAGAGCAGCGUCAUAUAUGGAUGGAGAUGUUGUUGGAGCAUCUGCCCCUGAAUUAGGCGCCGAAAACCGAGGACGAAUGAUGUUGGAGAAGAUGGGAUGGACAAAAGGCUCAACUUUAGGGGCAAUAAACACCCAAGGGAUUUUGCAUCCAGUUGUCCAUGUGGUGAAAACAAGCAAAACAUGCCUUGGGUGAUAAUAUGCUCUCCCAUGGGGUUAUACGGAUGUUCUGGGUCAAUGAGAGAUUGAUGCUUACAUUUUUAAAGAACGGUCUAAAUAUCA
Molecule: messenger RNA, 1781 nt
Organism: Coccidioides posadasii C735 delta SOWgp
Lineage: Eukaryota; Fungi; Ascomycota; Eurotiomycetes; Onygenales; Onygenaceae
Gene: SQS1
Product: squalene synthetase-like protein
Cellular component (GO): nucleus
Molecular function (GO): nucleic acid binding
Source: RefSeq, a predicted model, not a curated record